UGAAGAAGUCAGCCUAAGAAACUCUACAGGUAUCUCCUCAGCCUGUGUCGCUGCACCCUGAUCAAGCAUUAACUUUCAUUUACUAGCUCAAAAGCAUGGAUCUGGUAGACAGUUGCCAUUUUUCCCCAUCCGAAUUCUUCUAUGACAGUUCCUGCAUCCCUUCUCCAGAGGAGGAAUUUACAGAUGACUUUGAGCAUGGUUUGUCUGUCUAUGGAGCACACAAAAAAGACUUCCAGGAAUCAGAUGAAGAAGAGCAUGUGAGAGCCCCCACCGGCCAUCACCAAGCUGGCCACUGUCUCAUGUGGGCUUGCAAAGCCUGCAAAAGAAAGUCUUCUACAAUGGAUAGGAGAAAGGCAGCCACCAUGAGAGAAAGGAGGAGACUGAAGAAAGUCAACCAUGCAUUUGAAACUUUGAAAAAAUGCACCUCUACAAACCCUAACCAAAGGCUGCCCAAAGUGGAAAUCCUAAGAAAUGCCAUCAAGUACAUAGAGAGCCUUCAAGACUUGCUAAGAGAACAAGUAGAGAGUUAUUACAGUCUCCCAGGGCAAAGCUGUUCUGAACCUAAUAGUCCAUUGUCAAGCUGCUCAGAUGGCAUGAUGGAAUGCAGCAGCCCACAAUGGUCCAGCAGAAAUAACAGCUUUGACAAUGCUUACUGCUCUGACUUAUCUACAUCCUUUGCUACAAACAAACUCUCAGCACUCUCCAGCCUUGACUGCUUGUCUAAUAUAGUGGAUCGAAUCACCUCUGCUGAGCAAUGUGGGCUUCCUCUUCACGACUCCAACUCCUCAUCCCCCUCCACCAGCACUGAUUCUAUACCCAGCACCCCGGAAACCUCAGAUUCUCGACCUGUGUACCACGUGCUCUAAACAAUGUCUACAAUGAUCAAGGCCAUGUGCUUGAAACUAAGACAUUUCCUUGAAAUCAGAGGAUUACUAUCCCUACAUAUUGGGAGAAAUGCAUUGUAUAUGUGUAUAUAUAAAGGACAAUAAUUUACAGGCCUAAAUUAUAUUUCUACUCGGCUACAUAUCUUAUUUAACUGGACUAUGUUGACCAUUUUGGUGGUAAUUAAUACUCGUUUUUUUACAGAUAACACCAAAAAUGCUAUGCUAAAUGGUGAAAUUCUUGUUUUUGUAUUGCCUUUCAUAUCCCAUAAAUGACAUAUAGCACACUUUGUCAUUUAGAAAAUAAUUUUAAACGUACAGCAGAUGUGUGAUAUCCAUGAAUCUUGAAAUGCGUUUUGUGAUAAUUAUUUUAUAUUGUAAGGAAACCUAUGUGCAUUCACUUCAGCAAUGGCUGUUGCUGUUUGUAAUGAGAAAUAUAACUUUUUUAUAAA
Molecule: messenger RNA, 1333 nt
Organism: Bufo bufo (common toad)
Lineage: Eukaryota; Metazoa; Chordata; Amphibia; Anura; Bufonidae
Gene: MYF5
Product: myogenic factor 5
Exons: 3
Coding region: 96-866 (256 amino acids)
Biological process (GO): muscle organ development; regulation of transcription by RNA polymerase II; positive regulation of myoblast differentiation
Molecular function (GO): DNA-binding transcription factor activity, RNA polymerase II-specific; RNA polymerase II cis-regulatory region sequence-specific DNA binding; protein dimerization activity
Source: RefSeq, a predicted model, not a curated record